Mus pahari (shrew mouse) is the source of this 1416-nucleotide messenger RNA. It is a transcript of the gene Bambi, whose product is annotated as BMP and activin membrane bound inhibitor. The transcript has 3 exons. The record is from RefSeq and is a predicted model, not a curated record. Gene Ontology annotation, molecular function: frizzled binding. The coding region runs from base 276 to 1058 and encodes 260 amino acids. Gene Ontology annotation, biological process: negative regulation of transforming growth factor beta receptor signaling pathway; transforming growth factor beta receptor signaling pathway; positive regulation of canonical Wnt signaling pathway. Lineage: Eukaryota; Metazoa; Chordata; Mammalia; Rodentia; Muridae.
GGGGACUCUGGCUGCCCGGCUGGUGCAGGCGUUGCUCUCUGUGGUUACGUCCAAUUCCCAUCCGCUGUUCGAAACUUGGGCGCGGGGUGGCGGGGUGAGAGGACGACCGCGGGGGAGCGCGCGGGGCCGGGAACGUGUCCUCGGUGGUCUUAGUCCCGCUCAAUGCUCCGGCCCCGGCCCCGACACUGACGGCGCCCGGGCUCGUGCGCAGCGCGUCCCGGGGGUCGUAGUGCGGCCGCGCCUGGCUCCCGGAGCCACGGGAGCGCGAGGCGUCCAUGGAUCGCCACUCCAGCUACUUCUUCAUCUGGCUGCAGCUGGAGCUCUGCGCCAUGGCAGUGCUGCUCACCAAAGGAGAGAUCAGAUGCUACUGUGAUGCUGCUCACUGUGUGGCAACAGGUUACAUGUGUAAGUCUGAGCUUAGUGCCUGCUUCUCCAGACUCCUCGAUCCUCAGAACACCAAUUCUCCACUCACCCACGGCUGCCUGGACUCACUUGCAAGCACAGCAGACAUCUGCCUAGCCAAACAGGCCCAAAACCACUCUGGCCCUGCCAUGUCCACUUUGGAAUGCUGUCACGAAGACAUGUGCAAUUACCGAGGACUGCAUGACGUCCUCUCUCCUCCCAAGAGCGAAGCCUCAGGACAAGGAAACCGGUAUCAUCAUGACAGCAACAGAAACCUCAUCACUAAGAUGCAGGAGCUGACUUCCUCCAAAGAACUGUGGUUCCGCGCAGCCGUGAUUGCGGUUCCCAUUGCUGGUGGACUGAUCUUGGUGCUGCUCAUUAUGUUGGCCUUGCGAAUGCUUCGAAGUGAGAAUAAGAGACUGCAGGAUCAGCGGCAGCAGAUGCUGUCCCGCUUGCACUACAGCUUUCACGGACACCAUUCCAAGAAGGGGCAGGUUGCAAAGUUGGACUUGGAGUGCAUGGUGCCCGUCAGUGGGCAGGAGAAUUGCUGUCUGACCUGUGACAAAAUGCGGCAAGCAGAGCUCAGUAAUGAGAAGAUCCUCUCCCUUGUGCACUGGGGCAUGUACAGUGGUCAUGGAAAGCUGGAAUUCAUAUGACAGUCAUGUCUGAACUAUAAAUGGAACCCUUGAAGGCCUUCUGAGUUCUGCUGACAGGAGCACUUUUAUCUGGGGACAACUAACUCGCUUAGUCAUCUUGGAAAAACAAAAUGACCUCUGAAAAGAGAAUCUUGGGUAUUUUUUCUGAAGGAUUAUUUGCACAGAUUCUACAGUCAAAUGGAUUAAUUUGCUUUAAAAUUAUAAAAAGCAAAGAGAGGACUCUGCACACUUUCCCAGGGUUCUCUGUGUCCUAGGGAGCCGCAGCCGACUGAAGUAAAAACACUGUGCUCUCUGUAAGCUCCUACAUCCUCAUUUAUUGUAAAGAUUUUUUAAAAAAAAAUAUAUUUUUGUCCGAAAA